GCGGGUCAGUGUGUUAGAGCUGCUGGGAGGAAGAUGGGAGAGGCUGAUGUUACUCUGAACCAGACCGACGAGAAGCCUCCGGACUCCGGCUUGGCUCCCGGAGAGGACUCGGUGGUCUGGAGCCACGAGGUGGAAGUCUGUCUGUUCCACGCGAUGAUCGGACACAAACCCGUCGGAGUGAACCGUCACUUCCACAUGAUCUGCAUCAGAGAUAAGUUCAGUCAGAACAUCGGACGCCAGGUUUCCUCCUCCGUCAUCUGGGAUCACCUGGGAACCAUGUACGACAUGCAGGCUCUGCACGAGUCGGAGAUUUUGCCGUUUCCAAACACAGAGAAGAGCUUCUCUCUGCCUGAUGACAUCAUCCAGGAAGUGAAAGAAGGGAAGCUGGGCUCAGAGGAAGACAGCAAAGAGGAGUUCAGGAUGGAGAGAGAACCUCCUGCUACACACGAAGAAGGUAGCAACUCCUCGGUGAAGAUGUCGGAGCGAACGAGCAGCAGUCGGGAAAAAGAGAGAGAGCGAGACAAGGAGAAAGGAGGGAGCGAGGGAGGAGCGGUGGGAGGAGGAGGAGGAGGAACGGGAGGAGGAGCAGCAGGAGGAGGAGGAGCGAAGGAGGCGGAGAAGAGGAAGAGGAGCCGAGCGGCGGAGAAGCUGCUGUCGUCCUCCAACCCGGCGAGUCCCGGAGGAGCCAAGAGGAGGCGCACCUGAGCGGCGGCCCGGACGGACGCAGAGCGGAGGAGAGACGAGCCGCCGCCGUCACGGGAUCGAACCUGCGAGCUGCGUGUCACGUGACUGUCUGAUGGCUGCAGACAGGAAACAGGAAACAGUUUGCGUGACGUCGCAGACGGACGGCGCCGAGUCGGAGGUUAAAACAAUGACCUGUAAUUAUUAUUCCUUUGUGUAAUCUUAUCGUGUCCCAGUAGUCGAUGUUCAGUGGCUCGGAGCGGGUCCACGGGCCGCGGGUUGGGGACCACUGCUGUAGGGGACGAAGCAGAAGAGUGUUCUUUUGUUUUUUUAUAGAUUUUCUUUUAUGUCAUUUUGUGUGUUUUUGGGGUUUUUUUGCAUCUGGACUCAGUUUCAUCCAGCUGUGACACUUCAUGAGGAUUUAUUCUAUUCAAACGUCUGAUCAGCUGACAGGAAGUAGAUCCCAGCGGACCCGCCUCCAGAGACCCACCGUCCACCUCACACUGAAACAGCUGAUGUCAGAAAGGAUUUGUCCUCUAGCGCCACCUGCAGGUUUAACCCUUUACAUGCUGUUCAUGUUCUCACUCAUCAGUCUCUGAGGCAGGAGGGUCAUGUGAUCUCAUGCGGGCCGGAUCAACCCCUCGGCAGGCCGGUUCUGGACCACGCGCCUCAUGUUUGACACCAAUUCACCGAUUUAAAACAUUAAAAACAUGCAUUUUUUUCCCCUUUUUUUAUAAACUGUGAGUGAGUUUAAACUCUCAGAUGAGCCUGAACAGAAUGUAAAGGGUUAAAGUUUUGUUUCUCAACAUCUGGAAGGUUUUAUUCUCCUCUAGCGCCACCUUCAGGUUCUCUUUAUUUCUACAUCUUGACACAAUCUAUUGGUUGAUUGUUGUAAUAUUGGUUGAGUAAUAAUAAUAAGAGACUCUGGUUGGAGAUGGACGACUCUUCACUUCAUAUAAAAACUAGAACAUUAAAUUUAAUACAAAGUUUUUUUCCUCCAUAAUUUAAUUUCAUCAGAAAAAAUGAGUUUAUAUUUAAAGUAUGAGCUCGUGUGUGUAGAAUCAACACUGAGCUGCAUUUAAAGUCAUUUCCAGUCCGUCUGAAUCUUUGCUUUUAUGUUGUUUAAGAUGUUUUUAUGUCACAGAUGUAGAAAGAAUCACUCGGCUGGUUUCAUAUAAUCAAUACUUUCAUUUCAUUGGUUGAUAAUUUGUAUUUUAUGCUUUUUAUAAAACGUUGAUGGAAGAAAACUGAUGUUUCUUUAAAGAUGAGCUCAGAGCCUCUUCCUCAUCCUCCUCUUCUUCCUCCUCUUCCUCAUCAUCCUCCUCUUCUUCUUCCUCAUCCUCCUCUUCUUCCUCUUCCUCCUCCUCCUCAUCCUCCUCCUCUUCUUCCUCAUCCUUCUCUUCUUCCUCCUCUUCCUCAUGUUUCUCCUCUUCCUCCCCCUCCUCAUCCUCUUCUUCCUCAUCCUCCUCUUCCUCCCUCUCCUUUUCCUCCUCUUCUUCCAACUCCUCCUCUUCCUCAUCCUCCUCAUCUCUACACCUGCUGCUUCAGUUUGCCACCAAAUUCCUGCAGAUCUCGUCACAUUUUGACGCCUGACUUACGCUGCCGAUGUUCUGCAGAGCUGCUCGGAUGAGUUAAAGGAACGAUGACUUUCCAGCUGGUCCAGUUACAAACUUUAAAAUCUCUUCUUAGCCUCUGGGAAAGUUUUAUAAAUAUAAACUUUCACAUAUUAAAAAAAGAAUCAUAAUACAAAAAGUCAAAAUAUAACUAUUUAACAGAGGUUUGGGGUGAUUUUAGUUGCAGUACUGCGAGUGGCCACCAGGGGGAAACAGCUGAGUAUCAGUUUAACAUGGAUGUAUGAAAGGGCGCCACCACUCAGCCGAUGGUCACUUGUGGUACUGCAGCUAAAAGCACCACUAAAAGAGACGUCUGGAAAUCUGCAGAAAAGCUUAAUUAUUUACUUUUAAUGUUCUGAACUUUUGAUCAAUGGAGGUUUUUAUAUUUGUUAAACUUUCCUUGAGUCGAGGAGAAGAGAAAGCUCAGGAUGUAAAGUCAUCUCCAUGGUUACCAGGUCUCUUAAUUCGUCCAUGAAAAGAUGAUAAAUGUCUGCAGACGUCCUCACACAGCCGUUUUCCUCUGACUGUUAAAUAUGAUGCAAUAAGUUACAGCUGUUCUCUUCUUUUUACUUUCCAGAUGUUUUAAUGAUUGUGUGUUUGUGUGACAGGAAACAGAAUUAAGUGUUUUAUUUUGAAAAAGAUACGUCUGUUUUUUCUUUUUUACUUUUAGUUUUUGUAUGUUUUGUCGUUGACGCUGACGAACAAUAAAACAAUAAAAUCUACAGAAACAAAAAGUAAAUAAAACCCAAAAAGACGAAGUUUUUAAAAGUCUGACAGGAAACAAAAAUGUUUAAAUGACGCGUUGAUAAACUGAUUUAUCUGUUCGGCUGUUUGUGUCAUUAAAGAUGA
Messenger RNA from Scomber scombrus (Atlantic mackerel), 3143 nucleotides. RefSeq names its product MRG/MORF4L binding protein (gene mrgbp). The transcript is spliced from 5 exons. The coding region runs from base 34 to 705 and encodes 223 amino acids. The record is from RefSeq and is a predicted model, not a curated record. Gene Ontology annotation, cellular component: NuA4 histone acetyltransferase complex; nucleus. Lineage: Eukaryota; Metazoa; Chordata; Actinopteri; Scombriformes; Scombridae. Gene Ontology annotation, biological process: regulation of transcription by RNA polymerase II.